AUGAAAAUUAUCAGUAAUAUUGAGAAUAUAGGAUUUUUAAUAGCAUAUCUCACUUUGAAUACUACAAAAGUGCAAGAUAUUGAAGAACAAACAGAAUUACAGAUGAAAAUUCUUGCUAGCUUCCUUCAUUCUCUCUGUGACAAAGAGUUCUCUGUCUAUGAUACAUCAAAAAGACUGUUAGAGAAAAGCUCAAGAGUCCCUGAUUUGGAACAUUCUGAGCCUGAAUAUUACAUAGUAUACCUGUCAGAUAUACAAGAUAAGAUUAUUAAUCUAAUUAGAAAGCACUUUAAUAUGCAUAUAAGAAUUCCUAUAAAUGCUGCAGGACAAUUCCUAACAGCUGAUGAGAUACGAAAGAGUGCAAUCCGCAAAAUAUACAAGUUUUGUGUCGCAAAUAAUCUCAUUUUGCUUUGGACCUAUUUGUGA
Messenger RNA from Ambispora gerdemannii, 423 nucleotides. The record is from the annotation of a GenBank genome assembly. Lineage: Eukaryota; Fungi; Glomeromycota; Glomeromycetes; Archaeosporales; Ambisporaceae.